CGUUAGCUUAAUAACCCUGCCACAGCAACAGCAGCUCGGAGGCAGAACGGAAUUCCGGUAUGUUCACGGAAAAAAAAACUCUGACAAGUGUAGCUGCUUCCGCCUUUAGCCGCCUCUCCUGAUACAGAGAAAUGACUGCAACCUUGCGCCCCUAUCUCAAUGCAGUGCGUGCCACUCUGCAGGCCGCCCUCUGUCUGGAGAAUUUCUCCUCGCAAGUGGUGGAGAGACACAACAAGCCAGAGGUGGAAGUGCGGAGUAGUAAAGAACUGCUUCUGCAGCCUGUGAUCAUCAGCCGUAACGACAAGGAGAAAGUUCUGAUCGAAGGCUCUAUCAACUCCGUCAGAGUCAGCAUCGCUGUCAAGCAGGCUGAUGAGAUUGAGAAGAUUCUGUGCCAUAAAUUCAUGCGCUUCAUGAUGAUGAGGGCAGAGAACUUCUUCAUCCUCAGGAGGAAACCAGUUGAGGGCUAUGACAUCAGUUUUCUCAUCACCAACUUCCACACAGAGCAGAUGUACAAACAUAAACUGGUGGACUUUGUCAUUCAUUUCAUGGAGGAAAUUGACAAAGAAAUCAGUGAAAUGAAGCUGUCUGUCAACGCCAGGGCUCGUAUUGUCGCUGAAGAGUUUCUCAAAAAUUUCUGAGAGAGAGGAUUACAUUCCUUUUGCAAUCUUGGCCAUCACUGUGGAGCAUUCACAACACAGGGCAGAAACGAGGCAGAACAACAUCAGCCAGGAGAAGUUAAGAAAUGUACAGUAAAGAUGUACUGGCCAAUGGGGUCUUGCCCUUUAACCUUAAAAUGUCCCCUGUGCUCAAAAAUAUUGAUGUUUGUACAUAAUGAUUAUUCACACCUGACAUUAAUUUCUGCCUUUAGAAGUCAGGGCAGGUCCUUAAAAAAGAUAUUUGUAAUCAGUAUUAAUGAGCACAGGGUAAUAUGGAGGUUUCUCAGAUAGUUUUUUUUUUUUAAUAUAUAUAUAUAUAUAUAAAAUAUGCACAUAAAUUUCAUUUUGCUAUGUUUUGUUACAACAGACCUUAAAUCACAAAGGCAAUCAAUCGUUACACAUUUCUUGUUUUAGUACAGAGUAGACCCUGUUGUAGAUGGAAAUUAGAAUAAAUAUACUUGCUGGCAGUAAAGAUAAAUAAAAACACAUUAUACUUUG
Lates calcarifer (barramundi perch) is the source of this 1154-nucleotide messenger RNA. It is a transcript of the gene arpc4, whose product is annotated as actin related protein 2/3 complex, subunit 4. Gene Ontology annotation, biological process: actin filament polymerization; Arp2/3 complex-mediated actin nucleation. The record is from RefSeq and is a predicted model, not a curated record. Gene Ontology annotation, cellular component: Arp2/3 protein complex; actin cytoskeleton. NCBI's taxonomy places the organism in Eukaryota, Metazoa, Chordata, Actinopteri, Centropomidae. Gene Ontology annotation, molecular function: actin filament binding. Bases 132 to 638 code for a protein of 168 amino acids. The transcript has 6 exons.